GCGAAAAGACGGGGAUGGAUGAGAGAGAGUGUGAGGUGACAACCUUUCUGUGUAUUGGGGAAAGAAUCGUCGUCCCCUCUCCCUCUCUCUUCUCUGUCCUCGCAGCUGACCCACGAGGUUUCUGUCUGCGCCGCGUGGGUCCCGCACCCUGUGUCUUCCUUUCUUCUUCCCCAGCCGGCCCCUCCAUAUCUCUUUACACAGCUGACGAUAUUUUCUUCUCCACCGGUCACCAAGCUCAUGCUGACCUCUUUCUUCUGAGCCCAGUCAAGUCCCCUUUUACCGAUCUUCUUCGUCCGGGUAGUUACUUGCUCCAUCUCUUUGCAAAUUUGCAUGCAAGUUUCAGUAGCUGUGUAUAAUUGAUCUUGCUGUUCUUUACUUUGCACCAUGCAUGCAUUUGUGAACUCAAACGCUUGUGCAAUGUGCAUCUGUUGUUUCUUUGGUCGAUCGUGCACGCACACAUACACAGACUAUACUGACAGGCAGACCAACACAGCACAUACAUGCAUCAAGGGUCCUGUCGUUGCAGCUACCUACCGUGUCUUUAGAUGAACGGCGAUACCCGUUUCGGAGUUUGGAGAUCGAUCCGCUUCUCGAGUAGGUGUUCAACAGUUCUUUCCCCAUGCAUCGAUCUGCUCACAUCUCGCACUCUAUUUAUCAACCAAGCCAAAUUAAGCCGACAAGCCAGCUCCUUGGAAGUUAGAACCAACCAAGAAACUGAAACGAAACUGUUUUGGUCUCUAGUGCUGCCUCUGUUCUUCGUCCUACGCUGCGCAGUUUGCUUCAGUUCUUGCAUGCAUGGCUGCCACAGCCCACAGAUCAGCUGCCUCAGAUGAUCUAAGCAUGGAAUCCGGCUGUUCUGGCUAGUGGUAGAUAGGCAGGUGUGGCAGGUAGAAACCCUAGUUCUUCCAGAAUUCUGGUGCAGAUCUGAGCUGACAAGGUCUUUCCGCAAGCGAGCGUCGAGGUCAGGAGAGCGAUGGACAUGACCGGCGUCGCGGCGGCUGCGGACAGCCCGGGUGCGUCGGCAGCGCGGCCGAGCCGUUACGUGUCGCAGAAGCGGCGGGACUGGCAGACCUUCGGGCAGUACCUGCGGAACCACCGGCCGCCGCUGGAGCUGUCCCGGUGUAGCGGUGCGCACGUGCUGGAGUUCCUGCGCUACCUGGACCAGUUCGGCAAGACCAAGGUGCACGCGCCGGGGUGCCCCUUCUUCGGCCACCCAUCACCGCCGGCGCCGUGCCCGUGCCCGCUCAGGCAGGCGUGGGGCAGCCUCGACGCGCUCGUCGGCCGCCUCCGCGCCGCCUUCGAGGAGCACGGCGGCCGGCCCGAGGCCAACCCCUUCGGCGCGCGCGCCGUCAGGCUCUACCUCCGCGACGUCCGCGACAGCCAGGCCAAGGCGCGCGGCAUCGCGUACGAGAAGAAGCGCCGCAAGCGCCACCCGCCGGCACACAAGCAGCCGAAGAUGCAGCUGCAGCAGGACCAGCACCACUUCGCGCCCGUCCCGGCGAUGGCCGAGAGGCGCCUCGAGGUGCCGGACUCGGUGCCGCACUUCUUGAUCCCGCACGCGCACUUCCUCCACGGCCACUUGGCGCUGGCCACGGACUCCACCGACCCGGCAGCGGGCGGUGUCGGCAGCACCGGGGAGGACAUGGUGCUGGCAAUGGCGGCGGCGGCCGCCGCCGAGGCUCACGCGGCCGGGUGUUUGAUGCCGCUGUCCGUAUUCCACUAGCAAUCGUAGCUUCACUGCUCCGAUGGGCGUACCAAGAUUAAGUAGGCGUAAGUAUGCAGGUUUUGCUAAUGGCGAUCGAUGUUGAUCUGGUCGCACCAUUUAAUCAUCUUCGGCUUCAUUUGUAUGCGCGCGCCCGUGCAUUGUGUAGUUCUACUCUACCGCAUCAGCUGCUCCUGGCUUUCGGGUAUGGUCUGUGUUCGCGAUGUAAGAAUGGCUGAUUAAUUAGGGGCUUUGUUAAUUAUCCAUGAAUUCGUCCUUGUGAUGAUUUCAUGUACUGUAGCCGAACAAUGGACUUAAAUUUAAACUCGUAUAUACUUUUCA
This is a messenger RNA of Phragmites australis (common reed), 2044 nucleotides long. Its product is annotated as protein G1-like1. Gene Ontology annotation, cellular component: nucleus. Gene Ontology annotation, biological process: response to light stimulus; mRNA transcription. Lineage: Eukaryota; Viridiplantae; Streptophyta; Magnoliopsida; Poales; Poaceae. The coding region runs from base 974 to 1723 and encodes 249 amino acids. The transcript is spliced from 3 exons. The record is from RefSeq and is a predicted model, not a curated record.